UUGACAAACUCAUGGCAAAUUUUGAUCAGCUUCUGCCGUUUGCGGCUUGAAUCUUUACUUCCGCUAUUACGGUUGCCAUGGAAACCACCGCACGUCGGAAGACUGUUUACAGUUCCUUGAAGGAUUGUUGUCAAGUUUGAUAGUUUAAGUUAUAGAGAGAUCAUUGUCGAAAAGUAACAAUUAAAAAUGUUCAAGUUCCUUCUUUUCAUUAUAUUCUUUGAACAAGUUUAUAUGGGAUACUGUAAAUACGCAGAGAUCGACGAGAAUGGCUACAUUCUUUACUGUCCUUGCAUGGGUAGAUUUGGUAACCAAGCAGAUAACUUUUUGGGUGCAUUGGGUUUUUCCAUUGCCUUAAAUCGCACAUUAGUUGUGCCACCAUGGGUUGAAUAUCGCACAGGGGAGACGAAAUCGGUACAAGUACCAUUUGACACCUAUUUUAAUGUAUCUCAACUGGAAAGUUGCCACAGGGUGAUUGUAAUGGAAGAAUUCAUGAAGAAAAUUGCACCUACUGUAUGGCCAGAGUCAAAAAGGAUUUCUUUUUGUUACUCUGUACGAGGAAGUACAGGGUCAUGCAACGCGAAGGACGGCAACCCCUUUGGACCAUUUUGGGACACAUUUGACGUAGAGUUUGUUGGGUCAGAGUUUUAUGGGCCACUGCAUUAUGACGUUCAUCACAGUGACAUGGUAUAUCAGUGGUCACGUAAAUAUCCGUCAAGUUAUUGGCCGGUUUUAGCAUUCACUGGAGCUCCUGCUAGCUUUCCUGUUCAAAUGGAGAACAAAAAGCUGCAAAAGUGCGUCGGCUGGAAUGAUAAAAUUGCAGAUCAAGCCAAGUCAUUUGUGAAGAACCACCUGCCAAGAGGAGCUUACGUUGGAAUUCACUUACGGAAUGGAGUUGAUUGGGUGAGGGCCUGCGAAUUCAUUUCCAGUUCACCGAACUUGUUUGCUGCACCACAGUGUUUAGGGUAUAGAAAUGAACGAGGCAAAGCUACGUCUGCUAUGUGUCUACCACCCUUUGAAUUAAUAAUCAGACAAUUAAAACGCAUUAUUCGUGCAAACAACGAUGUUAAAUCCAUCUUUGUGGCAUCAGAUAGCAACCAUUUGAUACCGGAGCUCAGCAAAGCCCUAAAACGAAUGGAAAUUACUGUACAUAAACAAGAAGAACCUGCGUCUCCUCAUUUGGACCUAGCAAUUUUAGGUAGAUCUAAUUACUUCAUCGGUAACUGUAUUUCAUCAUUUUCUGCGUUUGUGGCCAGGGAGAGGGAAGUGCGUGGGUAUCCUACUAUUUUUUGGGGUUUCCCACCAGAAAGAACUGUUUCGUACGUUUCGCACGAGGAAUUGUAAAUAUUAGUGAUAAGUUAUUUUUAUUAUAGUCCUACAUAAUAAAUCCAACACAGACUGUCGGAUCUCUGUCGGAUCCGACACAGAUCUGCUACAGUGUGUAGCGGAUUGUAGCGGAUCUGUUUCGG
Neodiprion fabricii is the source of this 1466-nucleotide messenger RNA. RefSeq names its product GDP-fucose protein O-fucosyltransferase 1 (gene O-fut1). Gene Ontology annotation, biological process: protein O-linked glycosylation via fucose; Notch signaling pathway. Gene Ontology annotation, molecular function: peptide-O-fucosyltransferase activity. The transcript is spliced from 6 exons. The record is from RefSeq and is a predicted model, not a curated record. Bases 187 to 1341 code for a protein of 384 amino acids. NCBI's taxonomy places the organism in Eukaryota, Metazoa, Arthropoda, Insecta, Hymenoptera, Diprionidae.